Molecule: messenger RNA, 5080 nt
Organism: Neocloeon triangulifer
Lineage: Eukaryota; Metazoa; Arthropoda; Insecta; Ephemeroptera; Baetidae
Gene: p120ctn
Product: splicing regulator ARVCF
Exons: 20
Coding region: 429-3605 (1058 amino acids)
Biological process (GO): cell-cell adhesion; cell-cell junction assembly
Cellular component (GO): plasma membrane; nucleus; cytoplasm
Molecular function (GO): cadherin binding
Source: RefSeq, a predicted model, not a curated record
UGCUGCUGCUUGUCCGCUUGUGUAUCCAAGCUUUUGGUGAUUGCGUACGUCAGGACUAACUAUCGGCCGACUGACACUCGGGCCGAAUCGCAGCCGCCACCGUCUGAAAGUGGGCGAAUUUGGCGUCGAUCGGCAGCAGUUAUUCGUAUAGGGCGGCGCCACCGGCGCUCCUCAGUGUCCCAGUGUUGACCCGAGUGCUUCGAGUGACCCGCCUGUGCCCUUUUGCCCAGCAACUUUCCGCCCUGCCCGGCACGGCUGGAAAGUAUACAACACACUCGCAGUUCGUGCCCCCCUGUAUUUUUGUGCAGUUCCCAGUUCGAGACCCGACAACCACCUGCCCGUCAAGAUCAUACUCGCUGCAGCCAGAGAAGACGGGAUAGUUUGGCGGACAACACAAAACAUGAACACAGGCGCUCCUCGCAACUGCGAUGCCAGUGACGAUUGUUGCUAACGGGCCUGCCAGCGACUCGGUGAAUGGUGAUUGGAUCUCUGACAAGGUGCAUGUGAAUGGAAGUUUUAAUGGCAUUGGCGACGAUAGAUUGUCCACGUCAUCCGCAGACACAGCAGCACAAAUAAUCACAAACAUGUCCAGUAGCCAACUAGUCGACUCUUGCCUGCUGGUGAACCGGCGAGUGGAGCAGCGGCAGGAGCACAGCAGCAUCACUCGCACAGAAAUCACCCAAAGGAGAGUUUUGCAAGAAAAAGGGUCGGAUAUGCCUCAGUAUGCUGGUCAGCCAGAAAUGCAGCAGUCAAGCUCGUACUCAGUAGACGUGGCCUUCCACUCGGGCACUAACGGCCACCCUGAUGGCCACUCCCCCAACUCGUCGCACCUCUCCGUGCACAGUGGGGAGGCAACCCUUGUUUCACGGACGCAGAAACAACAAACCACCCAGCAGGUGACGACUGUAACCAAAGUGGUGCGCGAGGUGCACCACGUCGGACCCGACGGCCAGCCCGUGGAAUAUGUUUCGUACCCUGCAGGAGCCGGCGCCGCGCCUGGCGCCUACCCCGCCGCUGCAUUUGGCAACUAUGAGCAUUUGCCUGGGCAGGAACCUUAUGCGGCACAAGAUCCAGGAGGUCUGAGGUACCCAGACACAUAUGCAAGCUACCAAAAUUACGACCACUACCCACCGCCAACGCGGCCCGACUACCCCUACACAAACGCAGCGGCCGCUUAUGGAACGGUGCCGGCGGCCUACCCUGCCUACGGCGAGGGAGUUGCAGCCGGUUACGGAGACCGACCGCCAACGCCGCCCAGCCCUAGCGAGCGCAGCGAGUCGCCGCCUCAGCAGCAAGCUCUUGCCCACGAUUACCUACGGAAAGGAGCUCCGUACCCUCCCUCUGGCUAUGAUGAGCUGGACAACACCCUCUUGGCCCCCAGGGGUCCAGAACACUACAGAAUUACCCCUUCCCCUGGAGGUGCUGCCGGACAAUAUGGUCACUUGACUCACCCCUGGAACAUUGAUGACGCUGGAGACCCUGCACAAAUCCCUCACGACGAUAGCAAGAUAGUUUACGGUUAUGCACCCUCUUACGGCCACGCGCCCUACGGGGGCAGCAACGGAGGUGGAAACGAUGACGUGCCCCAUUACGAGGACGAGGGCGAGCCGCCCGACCACCCGUACCCCUUGCAGAAUUUCAAUAGCUUGUCUCUAGAUGAUGAUCACAAAGGCAUGAGAUGGCGAGAUCCAAACUUGACGGAGGUCAUUGGGUUCUUGAACAACCCGAACAACAUCAUCAAAGCAAACGCAGCCGCCUAUCUGCAGCACCUCUGCUACAUGGACGAUCCCAACAAGCAGAAGACCAGAGCCCUUGGAGGAAUUCCUCCACUUGUCAAACUGCUCGCCAAUGAAAGUCCGGAUGUCUACAGAAAUGCUUGUGGAGCCCUGAGGAAUUUGUCGUACGGACGUCAAAACGAUGAGAACAAACGCGCCAUUAAGAAUGCUGGUGGUGUCCCUCACUUGAUGAAUCUUCUGAGGAAGGCGCCGGACAUUGAAUGCAAAGAAUUAGUGACUGGCGUUCUUUGGAACUUGUCCUCCUGCGAGGACCUCAAGAGGAACAUCAUCGACGACGGUCUAGUUGCGAUCGUCAAUCACAUCAUCAUUCCUCACUCUGGCUGGGACCCAACCUCUCCGGGAGAAACCUGCUGGUCCAACGUCUUUAGAAACGCGUCGGGCGUGUUAAGAAAUGUGAGCUCGGCUGGUGAAUAUGCGCGAAAGAAGCUGCGGGAGAACGAGGGCCUGGUCGACUCUCUCCUCUACGUGGUCAAGUCAGCAAUCGACAAGUCCAACAUUGGCAACAAGAGUGUGGAGAACUGCGUGUGCAUCUUGCGGAACUUGUCGUACAGGUGUCAGGAGGUGGAAGACCCCAAUUACGACAAGCAUCCCGUGCCGACGCAGAGCAGGGCUGGCGUCCAGCCCAAAGGUGAUAAUCUUGGCUGCUUUGGUGCCAACAAGAAAAAGAAGGAAGCUCAGCCGGCGCAGCAAAAAGAAGCAGCGGCCACCACUAGUCGAACCCAACGGACUGAACCUGUCAAGGGAAUGGAGCUUCUUUGGCAGCCUGAGGUUGUCCAACUUUAUCUAUCGCUGCUGCAGAGCUGCUCGAAUCCUGAAACCCUAGAGGCAGCCGCAGGGGCUGUUCAAAACUUGGCCGCUUGUUACUGGCAGCCAAGUAUUGAAAUUAGAGCAGCUGUUCGAAAAGAGAAGGGUCUGCCCAUAUUGGUCGAGCUGCUUAGAAUGGAGGUGGACAGGGUGGUGUGCGCUGUGGCCACCGCCCUCCGAAAUUUGGCCAUAGACCAGAGAAACAAGGAGCUGAUUGGAAAAUAUGCAAUGAGGGACCUCGUUCAAAAAUUGCCGUCUGGCAACGCUCAACAUGAUCAAGGAACCUCCGAUGACACGAUAGCAGCCGUCUUAGCCACUCUGAAUGAAGUUAUAAAAAAGAACGCAGAGUUUUCCAGGUCUCUCCUCGAAGCUGGCGGGGUGGAGCGUCUGAUGACUGUGACAAAGCAACGGCAAAGGUACACGCCAAGGGUGCUCAAGUUUGCCAGCCAGGUGCUGUUCACCAUGUGGCAGCACCAGGAGCUGCGGGAGGUGUACAAGAAGCACGGCUGCAAAGAGCAGGACUUUGUGACCAAGACGGUGGCCGCUCGAAAUGCAGCUGGCGGCCCCAACUCGCCCAACAAUGCCAACAACACUCUCAACAGGCCAAUGGCCAGCCAGGGAGGCACUCGCUACGAAGACCGCACCAUGCAGCGGCCGACGGCCAACAGCCGCAGUCCUGGACCUUCAAACUACCAAAGGGGUGACGAGAUCCCCAUGGCCGACAUGUCCUACCCAGAGGGUGGUACUCACGCCCCUCCACCUGGAGGUGUCCGCAUCUACCCCCCUCCUGCCAAACCAGGCGAGCCGUUGUACGCGCAAGUGAAUCGGGAGAAGAAGAAAAACCGGCAGUACGAGCAGCAGCAAUACCCUGACGAGCAGCUCGCCCCAGGCCCUGGGGACAUGUGGGGCUACGAGGAGCAGCCCCCAGCGGCGCCCAAGCCCACAGGCAAUGGCGCCCCUGCAGCAAUGGACCCCGAAAACGCCGGCGGAGACUCUUGGGUGUGAAUUUGAAAAAGCCUGGUGCCGGACGUUCGAACAAAAACAGUUUACUUUACACAAGAAUACUUAAUUAUACACUUCGUUGCCAAGUGAUUCCCCGAUUGAUUUGUACAAGAGAAAUUAAUAAGCAAGUGGAAAUAGUGUCCUCCUCGGUCUAUUUGCUCGCGGUUGUCACCAGAAAAUGGCAAUUUCAAAUAAAAAUCAAGAUAUAUAUAUUAAAUGAAAUUCCCAGUGACCACUGCGAGCAGUUGUUUUGAUUUGUAAAAAAGAAAAUACAGGCAGCUGAACUUUUGUACAUAGACUGCAUUAAUUAACUUGAAAAGAGGCAAACGCAGCUUGAGACUUGUAGGUCGGAAUAAAAAUCCUAAUGAUUGAUGCUCAGCCACAGCAAACAGACAGACAAACACACUCACACUGAUCAAACUGCCAACCUAGGACAGGUUAAUUAAGUAAAUUCAUAACUGUAGCUAAUUUCUGGGAUUUUUAAACAGCAACAACCGACAGCAUUUUUUGAAAAAUAUCUCAGGAUUUUUUAAGAAUGUUUAGAGCAGCUGUUUCAUCAGCUUGGUUGAUUGUAAUAUUCAUGUUAUCAAAGCAAACCACACACGCAGAACAAAAUGGUCAAAAAAAUUUGCGUAUGUUGUUUAUCGGUGUUGAUUAAUUGAAAGAAAAAUAAUAAUCGAGCAAAAGGAUCACAUUGAUUUGGCUUGAGCUAAGGAAAGGGAAAUGCAUUCCACUGACUAAUAAAUGAAAUUAUUUCAUAACUGUAUGUCUGUGUAACUGAUGGGAUUGACCGUCUGCUGCAGCUUAAUUAAUUGUGUAUUGAGGUUUCGAACAAAAUUUUAUUUUGUUGACAUUACGUGGCCAGGAUUUUUACAAUGCUUUGGCAAAUCUCAUUAUUUUUUAACAGUAUACAUCUCUCAACUAUAUUUUCUUUCUUUUCAGAUAAAUUUUGUUUAUCUGUUUCAAAUAUAUAUGAUGAUAUAUAUUUUAUUUUGGAGAUGAAGUUUCUUUAAUGGACUUUUAUUUAUUGCGGGAUGAAUGUGAUAUUUCAUUUUUAUGUACACCCAUAAAAAUUAGAGAAAAAUCGGGGAUUUUGUGUGCAAAUUUUUCGCUUGAAAUUUUUGUACUUCUUGACCUGUUUGUAUGAAAAAAAUUAAAUUGGAUCCAUGUAUGUUGCUGGACAUUGGUCGCGAAAACUUAAUGAGCACACGGAUUCUCUUAUUAUAACUAGAAUUUUUAUAUUGCAAACAUAAACGACAAAAUUUGAGCUAAUAUUAUUAUCAUCAGUGCUUGCAAUGUUAUUAAACAAUUAAAUUUGUCCUCAACCAAAACGCUGCAUAUACAUGGAAAUAUGAAAUGAUUAUAUGAAUAUAUUAUAUAUUAAAAAUCAACCAACUCUGAUUUAUUUAAAUAAAAUUACUUAUUCAGAUAACUGUCAUUUCAUCAUGUAAUUUGUAAAAUAAAAAAGAAACAAUUUU